This is a messenger RNA of Cuscuta epithymum, 1407 nucleotides long. The record is from the annotation of a GenBank genome assembly. Lineage: Eukaryota; Viridiplantae; Streptophyta; Magnoliopsida; Solanales; Convolvulaceae.
CCAAUUUUUGUGUUGCCAUAUUUUAUUACACAUUGUUCCGUCUUUGUUGUCUUUCAAGGGAACCAAAAGGCGAUUCAAAUUUCAAACGGCCGCUGACUUCCUUCUCAGUCUCCACUCGACCCAACCUUCAUUCAUCCAAUCCACAAGAGGUGAUUACUCGCAGUCAUUCUUUCCGUUUCACCUCAGGUUCGAACGCUUUGAAACCUCAACUCCAAGAAUUAACACGUUCAAGUCUUCUGCAAUUUCCUAUUCUAUCCUCCGACGAUUCCAGGGUUAGGUGGCACUGCGUUGAAAUUGCAAUCCAUGGCAAAAGGUAAUAAAACUAACAGCUAUGAAGAGGCUCGUAAGCAACAACUUUUGGACAACCAGAAACGCUUACAGGAUUUGGGGAUUUUGAACAUCUCCAAAAGCUUAUCUAAUCUUGCAAAGUCAGACAAGAAGGUUCGGGCUCAGAAAGUACGACAAAAAUCAAAUGCUGCUUACAUGUUGGAACCAAGACGCUCUACACGUGCUCGAAAUCCCGUUCCAUCAUACCGUGAAAAUCUCGACGUAUUAGAACUUCCAUCUCUGCGGAAGAGGUCUAGGUUUAGCUCUUCAUGGGCAAGCUAUCUGGCAAGACCAAUAGAAGAAGUCAGAGUGGCAUCAUAUGAAGAAAGAUCCCAAGCUUUUAAGGCUGCAGAGAAACUCCAAAGCAAUCUGCAGUCUGGAAAUCCAUCCUUUGUCAAAUCAAUGGUUCGCUCUCAUGUCUAUAGCUGUUUCUGGUUGGGUCUUCCUACCAGAUUCUGUGAGGAUCAUCUACCCAAGUCAACAACGGACAUGGUGCUGGAGGAUGAGGAAGGAGCUGAAUUUGAUGCUGUAUUCAUCAGCAAGAGAACUGGGCUUAGUGGGGGAUGGAGAGCAUUUGCACUGGAACAUAAGCUUGAUGAUGGUGAUGCUUUAGUUUUCGACUUGGUUGAACCUACAAAAUUCAAGGUGUAUAUUGUUAAAGCAUCCCACUCUUCUAGUCAGGUCAAUGAGAUUGAAGAAGAAGGAGAAGAAGAAGAAAAAGCAGGAGAAAGUGAUGAAGAAGAAGAAACCAAACAUAAGCCUGCCAAAUUGGGAAAGAAAAGAGGCCGUCCAUCAAAAUAGUCAUAUUGUGGAGUAAAGUAGGUUGAAUCGUGGACCUCUGUCAUGUUGAAGCCAUUGUAGCUUUAAUUAUAUCUAUUAGCUGUAAAUAAGGUUAAUCUUAAUGCUCCCCUCAACUUUUGUAACACCUGGUGCGGAUAGAUCCUUUUGCACUGACAAGUGUAAUUGUAAUGUGUGGGGGGACUGAACCAGACUAGGACCAUUUGGUUUUGAACUAACAGACAACCCUUUUGGGAUGAAUUAAAUUAAUGGUAAUUUGUUAUUGCCUUAUCGGGUUUUCGG